This is a messenger RNA of Nannospalax galili (Upper Galilee mountains blind mole rat), 4821 nucleotides long. It is a transcript of the gene Hip1, whose product is annotated as huntingtin interacting protein 1. Gene Ontology annotation, molecular function: clathrin-cargo adaptor activity; actin filament binding; clathrin light chain binding. Gene Ontology annotation, biological process: clathrin coat assembly; endocytosis; actin filament organization. Gene Ontology annotation, cellular component: extrinsic component of postsynaptic membrane; presynapse; clathrin-coated vesicle. Lineage: Eukaryota; Metazoa; Chordata; Mammalia; Rodentia; Spalacidae. The record is from RefSeq and is a predicted model, not a curated record. Bases 60 to 3197 code for a protein of 1045 amino acids. The transcript has 32 exons.
GGCGGCGCCGCGGGGAUCCCGGGUGGCCCAGAGCCCCUGACGGCGUUAAUCGAGGCAACAUGGACCGGAUGGCCAGCUCUAUGAAGCAGGUCCCCAACCCACUGCCCAAAGUGUUGAGCCGGCGUGGGGUCGGAGCUGGGAUGGAGGCAGCGGAGCGCGAGAGCUUCGAACGGACUCAGACUGUCAGCGUCAAUAAAGCCAUUAAUACCCAGGAAGUUGCCGUGAAGGAAAAACACGCCAGAACAUGCAUCCUGGGCACCCACCAUGAGAAAGGGGCGCAGACCUUUUGGUCUGUGGUCAACCGGCUGCCUCUCUCUAGCAAUGCCAUGCUUUGCUGGAAAUUUUGUCAUGUCUUCCACAAACUCCUCCGAGACGGACAUCCAAAUGUGCUAAAAGACUCUCUAAGAUACAAAAAUGAAUUAAGUGACAUGAGCAGGAUGUGGGGCCACCUGAGUGAGGGGUAUGGACAGCUGUGCAGCAUCUACCUCAAACUGCUGAGAACGAAGAUGGACUACCACACCAAAAAUCCCAGGUUCCCAGGCAAUCUUCAGAUGAGUGAUCGACAGCUGGAUGAGGCUGGAGAAAGUGAUGUUAACAAUUUUUUUCAGCUCACAGUAGAGAUGUUUGACUACCUGGAGUGUGAACUGAACCUCUUCCAAACUGUGUUCAACUCCUUGGACAUGUCCCGCUCAGUGUCAGUGACAACAGCCGGACAGUGCCGCCUCGCACCGCUGAUCCAGGUCAUUCUGGACUGCAGCCACCUCUAUGACUACACUGUCAAGCUACUCUUCAAGCUCCACUCCUGUCUACCAGCUGACACCCUGCAGGGCCACCGAGACCGCUUCAUGGAGCAGUUCACCAAGUUGAAAGAUCUGUUCCACCGCUCCAGUAAUCUGCAGUACUUUAAGCGGCUCAUUCAGAUUCCCCAACUGCCUGAGAACCCACCCAACUUCCUACGAGCCUCAGCCCUGUCAGAGCACAUUAGCCCCGUGGUGGUGAUCCCCACUGAGACGUCGUCCCCAGACAGCGAACCAGUCCUGGAAAAAGAUGACCUCAUGAAUAUGGAUGCCACCCAGCAGAAUUUAUUUGACAACAAGUUUGAUGACAUCUUCGGCAGCUCCUUGAGCAGCGAUCCCUUCAAUUUCAACAACCAAAACGGUGUGAACAAGAAUGAAAAGGACCACUUGAUUGAGCGCCUGUACAGAGAGAUCAGUGGACUAACAGGACAGCUGGACAACAUGAAGAUUGAGAGCCAGCGGGCUGUGCUGCAGCUGAAGGGCCGUGUGAGUGAGCUGGAGGCAGAGCUGGCAGAGCAGCAGCACCUGGGGCGACAGGCCACAGAUGAUUGCGAGUUCCUACGCACGGAGCUGGAUGAGUUGAAGAGGCAGCGAGAAGACACAGAGAAAGCACAGAGGAGCCUGACCGAGAUAGAAAGGAAGGCCCAGGCCAACGAACAGCGGUAUAGCAAGCUAAAAGAGAAAUACAGUGAGCUGGUUCAGAACCACGCUGACCUGCUGCGGAAGAAUGCAGAGGUGACCAAGCAGGUGUCCAUGGCCAGGCAAGCACAGGUAGAUUUGGAAAGAGAAAAAAAAGAUCUGGAAGAUUCUUUUGCUCGUGUAAGUGACCAAGCCCAGCGGAAGACACAAGAACAACAGGAAGUCUUAGAGACCUUGAAGCAUGAACUGGCCACCAGCAGACAGGAGCUGCAGGUCCUCCACAGCAGCCUGGAAACCUCUGCCCAGUCAGAAGCAAAGUGGGUGACUCAGAUUGCCGAACUGGAAAAGGAACGGGGCAGCUUGGAGAGUGCUGCAGCUCAGCGAGAGGAAGAGCUAUCCACCCUUCGAGAGCAGCUAGAAAGUGCCCAGAUCAAACUGGCCAAUGCCCAGGAAUCUAUGUGCCAGCACACAAAAGACCAGAGGAAAAGGCUCCUGGCAGGGUCUAGGGAGGCUGCAGAGCAGGAGGUACAGGAGGCGCUGAGCCAGCUUGACGAGCCUGCCCUCAUCAGCUGUGCAGGAUCCACAGAUCACCUUCUCUCCAAGGUCAAGUCUGUUUCUAGCUGCCUCGAACAACUGGAAAAGAGCCGAAGCCAAUAUCUGGCCUGCCCAGAAGGCCUGCGACUUUCAUUCUCUGCAGACAUCAGUGGGCUUCUGCACUCUAUCACCCUGCUUGGUCACCUAACCAGUGACACCAUCCUUCAGGGAAGCACCACCAGCCUCCGAGCCCCACCAGAUCCUGCCGACUCCCUAAAUGAGGCCUGUAAGCAGUGUGGCAGGACAACUCUGGCCUAUCUGUCCUCCUUGGAGGAAGAGGGAGCCUUGGAGAAAGCUGACAGUACAGCCAUAAGGGAGUGCCUCAGCAAGAUCAAGGCCAUUGGCGAGGAACUGCUGCCCAGGGGCCUGGACAUCAAACAAGAGGAGCUGGGUGACCUGGUAGAUAAGGAGAUGGCUGCCACUUCCACUGCCAUCGAAGCUGCCACCACCCGCAUAGAGGAAAUGCUCAGUAAAUCCCGAGCAGGAGACACAGGCGUCAAGUUGGAGGUAAAUGAAAGGAUCCUUGGCUCCUGUACCAGCCUGAUGCAAGCCAUCAAAGUCCUUGUUGUGACCUCCAAGGACCUCCAAAAAGAGAUCGUGGAGAGUGGCAGGGGUACUGCAUCCCCUAAAGAAUUUUAUGCCAAGAACUCUCGGUGGACAGAAGGGCUUAUAUCUGCCUCCAAGGCUGUUGGCUGGGGAGCUACUGUCAUGGUGGACGCUGCUGAUCUUGUGGUCCAAGGCAAAGGGAAGUUUGAGGAGCUGAUGGUGUGUUCGCAUGAAAUUGCUGCCAGCACAGCACAGCUUGUGGCUGCAUCCAAGGUGAAAGCGAACAAGGGCAGCGCCAACCUGAGCCAGCUGCAGCAGGCUUCCCGGGGAGUGAGCCAAGCCACUGCUGCUGUGGUGGCCUCAACCAUUUCCGGCAAAUCUCAGAUUGAGGAGACAGACAGUAUGGACUUCUCAAGCAUGACGCUGACCCAGAUCAAGCGCCAAGAGAUGGAUUCCCAGGUUAGGGUGCUGGAGCUGGAAAACGACCUGCAGAAGGAGCGGCUGAAAUUAGGAGAACUUCGGAAAAAGCACUACGAGCUGGCUGGUGUUGCUGAGGGCUGGGAAGAGGGCACCGAAGCAUCAGCAUCUUCCCUGCAAGAAGCAGCAUCCGAGAAAGAAUAGAGCCAAGCCAACGCCCACAUACCAGAAUUCUUUUGCAUUUUGUCAUUUGCACAAACCUGUGAACAUCGAGCGAUGGAUUCCCAACCAGGAUGCUCUCUGAAUCCCCAGUCGGAAGAACAGGGAGGAGUGGCCCGAUGGACACCACCAAAGCAAUGCCCCACAUACCCUACUUGGCAGUUCCACUGAUCCCCACUGCUUCUUAUUAAGUAGUCGUUUGGGUUUUCUAUUUUGCAAAUUUCACUCACACAGCCAAAUCUCUCAAAAAGGGUGCCACCCCUACUCCCUGGAGCUCAAAGCCUUCUGAGAGGAAGCCCCCCAUACUAUGGUGCCACCUGGUGCUCCAUCCACCUCAGCCUCCUCCAUCAACCGAGGCCACUCCCCCCCAGGGGGGGUGACAGCUCUCCUCAAAAAUCAGAACCAGAGCUAGUGCCUUUUCUUCCUCUCCCUGGAUGCUAGCUGAAGGCCUCUGUCCACCUUCACAAGCCAGGGGGUACCAGAGAGUAAAAAGUAAGGUGCCAGAGGCCCAGCUGUUCAGGAGACAUUUUUCUUAGCAGCUCCUCUGACCAGGUUCACACUCUGCCCCUACCCUCAGACAUGUUUGAAUAGAACUGGUGUAAGCAUCAACACUACAUCCCUAGAUGUCCCACGGGCUACCUCCCUUUAAACAUAGGGCCCUAAGAGAGACAUAGACAGAGGAAUCAGUUCCUUGCUCCAGCUGCUUUACCUUUGCAUCCUGUUGAACCGGAAGAAGAUAAUUCCAUGUGCUACAUAUUCAACAGACCCUCAAGCUGAGACCCAUUUGCUUCUGCCGGGGGGAAAAAAACACUGCUGGCUAUAGGACUCUUCAUAUUUAUUACUAACAAUCUUCAAGCAACAGCCUCCCCCAGAGAUGCCUGGAGGACAUCAGGACCACACGUGACUGACCAGGCUUGCUCCUGCCACACCUUCUGUCUUCCAUCUUCACAGAUCACAGUCAAGGCUAAGGGGCCAAGCCUCAUCAGUUCCAGGCUUGAGUUCCAAUGCAGGCAAGUUCCUUGAAGUGUUGGGGAACAGGGAAAAACGGAAAGAGGGAUCACUUGCUGUGACACAUGCAUACAUGUGCACACAAACGCAGACACCCCACUAUUGCUGCCCUGCAGACAGGAUGGAGACAGAGGGCAGCCCACCUAGAAACAGGCAGCCUGACAACACUUUGCAGCUGAAUGGACCCCUGAAUUAAGUGACCUUCUGAUUUUCAAGGAGAAAAAAAAAUGGUGUCUUCCUUGUCUGUCUGUAGCACCUCAUAGAUGGGCGCCAGCAAGCACUUCCUUGAGCCUGUCCCCAACCCAACAGACUAAGUCUUGCUGAGUGACAGGUUGUGAGACUUCUGUUUGAUCACUGUGAAUUAACCCCCUGCUUCCUUCCUCACCCACCCCACCCUCCACUCUGUUUCCGUGCAUUUUCUAAGUGGGCACUCCCAAUACUGUCCCAGGAACCCACAUGGCCUUUCCUAGACAUGUGGCCCCCACACUGGGCUAAAGAAUGGAGACAGCUGCAGUGGAAGCUGGAUGGUCUUAUGUCAGAAGAAUGUGUCUCUGCUUUGAGUCUCUCACAAGUGACAUCACUGGCCCAUUUGAGCCUGUCA